AUGGUGUGCGCGCUUCGCUUCGCGACGCAGGGAGCGUGUUUCCGGGAGAAUUGUCGAUACGCGCACGACGCGGCGGAGGGCGCGGCGGUGCCGACGCAGACGACGCAACCGGUUUGCAGAGACUAUCAAAACGGUCGAUGCUUCCGAGCUUCGUGCAGGUUUUAUCACGGUUCCAACGCUGAGCAAGUAGCGGUGCAGCUUGGCGCGGGUAAUCGAAUGUUCCCUGGAUCCAUCAACGGCGCGCAAGGGAUGUACGGCGCCGCCACUGGCGACUUGUUGCACAACAAGAAUCCGCAGUUGCACAUGAUGAACAGGACGAUGAAUCUUCCCAUGAACAUGGUGGGCAACCCCGAUCCCGCGGCUUUGCUUGGCGCCGACGCGAGUACUGCGGCUUUACUCGGAGGCAAUUUGAGCUUGGAACAAGCGCUGUUUUUGCAAACGGCGAUGGCAAACGGGACGGCGUACGAUAAUAACGCCGCGCUCACCGCCGUGGCCAUGGCAAACGAGAUUCUCCGAAGAAACGCCGCUGGACAGCAAGCACCGAACGGUAAUUACGAUAUGAGCUCGAUGUACGCGCAGCAAAUGGCGACGGUGGUUGCGCAGCAGCAAGCGGCACUCGCACAGCAAAUGGCUGCGGCGAAUGGUCAAUUGACAAACGGCGGCUUCGCCCCUCUCAACAACGGAGAGAAAUUGUCGAAAGAUGCCGGUGUUGGCGGUGCGUACCAACAAGCAGUUGCAGCAGCGAGCGCAGCGAUGAACAAUCCAUCUGCCCCCGGUGAGCAAUUUUCUUGGACUGGGAUCGAAUACGCCACAAACGGAGUCCACCAACAAAAUCAAUUUAAGCCAGUCGACUCCAUCGCCGCGCUUCCGGAUUCAUUAGUCGACAAUGAUCUCUUUGGAUUUGUCAACUCGGAAAUGUCAAACGCAGCCGCCGCGUUUGUUCCUGGAUCUGCUUUGGGGAACCUCCAAUGA
This is a messenger RNA of Ostreococcus lucimarinus CCE9901, 972 nucleotides long. RefSeq lists its product with no specific name. Bases 1 to 972 code for a protein of 323 amino acids. The transcript has a single exon. The record is from RefSeq and is a predicted model, not a curated record. NCBI's taxonomy places the organism in Eukaryota, Viridiplantae, Chlorophyta, Mamiellophyceae, Mamiellales, Bathycoccaceae. Gene Ontology annotation, molecular function: metal ion binding.